Caenorhabditis sp. 36 PRJEB53466 is the source of this 2895-nucleotide messenger RNA. The record is from the annotation of a GenBank genome assembly. NCBI's taxonomy places the organism in Eukaryota, Metazoa, Nematoda, Chromadorea, Rhabditida, Rhabditidae.
AUGAUUGCUGCCGCUGGAAUCGAACAAACGCGCUCUACCGCAAUCCCGCGCGAAUGUAAUAUCCGGCCUCGAUUAUCGGACUUUUGUGGCAGCAAUAAAAACGUUUUCUUGUUCAAUUAUUCAUCAAGAAUUCCUAAUCAGCAUGUCCAUACUUAUCUUUUUUUCAAAAAACGCUUGAAAAAAGUUCAGUUCGCCUUGUUCUUGUCGUCGUCGUUUUCCCCUCUGAUCUUUGUCUCUCUGGAUCGUGAUCGCCACAAGCGACUGCCUUCAGUGUGUACGUGACAAACUGCAGAUUCUGAAGAUUCUCGUAGACGACGUGCGUCUGAAUUGUCAUCAUUUUGCUGCCGUCGUCUCUGUCUGACCCCCUCUUCUUGCCGUCCUUUUCUCCCCCCCACUGACUUCUCGCAACCCCCACUAACAAAACUCACGUAGCGGGCAGUUGGCCAGUGUUGGCCGUGUGGAGCAGAGACAACGGGCGCACGCUUCGAGCGAGCGGUCUGUCGCUCACCUGUUUCUCACGCACGCAGUUGUAACUGUGAUCGAAAGUCGGGUACUAGACUGUAAGUGAGGAAUAUCAUCACCUGACAAUGCUGCCUUCCUUCUGAGUUACUUUUUCUUAUUUUUUUCAAGUUAGUUUCUAGAAUUGGGCGCUAACAAGGAUUCAAAUAACUUAAAAUCCUAACAUUGGAAAGCUGUCGUCUGUUGAGUACGUCAUCUCUGACUACAGUAAUCUCUCUUGACUACACACAUUCUCUCGAUGUGCUUGAUGACAAUUACGCUCUGACUGCACGAACUGGUGGAUGAGUACAAAAGGAGAGAAAAUAGUCAUAGCAACAGCUCUUUUUGAUUCCACAUAUUCAAUCGUUUUUCUGCCUAAACUAUAACGGAAAAAAAAAGAGAAGCCGUCAAUUUCACUCGAGAACUUCUGCUCCUGAGGUACCCCCAUUUUCCUUUUGUUUUCAGCCUCAUCAAUUUCGUUUCAGGUUCUGAAAGGUGUGAAUGUUGCCGAAAAGACGUUCGCAAUCACUGGAACCACUUCUGGAAUCGGUGUCGACACUGCAGAAACACUCGCUUUCGCGGGAGCUCACAUCGUGAUGCUCAACAGGAACGUCGUCGAAUCGGAGAAACAGAAGGCGAGGAUUCUGGAGAAGAAAUCGGAUGCGAAGGUGAACAUCAUUGCGUGCGAUCUGAGCAAUCGGAAGUCGGUGAGAAAGACAGGCGAAGAGUACGUCGCGAACAACGUCAUCCUCCUCGGAGACCUGUGCGAUUCUUGAAAGCCCGGAGAUGAGGUAGAGGUGACUGGAGUCUACACGAACAACUUCGACGGAUCUCUCAACUACAAGCAGGGAUUCCCAGUUUUCAACACUUUGAUCCAUGCAAAUCACAUCACCAACAAGAGCAAGAUGGCUUCCGAUCAGUUGACCGAUGAAGAUAUCAAAGCGAUCCGCGAGCUUUCCAAGGAUCCCAAUAUUGCCUCCCGUGUCUUCGCUUCCAUUGCCCCUUCGAUCUACGGACAUGACGACGUCAAAAGAGCCAUCGCACUUGCUCUGUUCCGCGGAGAAGCCAAGAAUCCGGGAGCAAAGCAUCGUCUGAGAGGAGAUAUCAACGUGCUGCUCUGCGGAGAUCCAGGAACCGCCAAGUCUCAAUUUGAGAUAUGCUGCUCACAUUGCCCCUCGUUCCGUGCUCACAACCGGACAAGGAGCAUCGGCCGUCGGUCUGACUGCCUAUGUGCAGAGACAUCCGGUGACUCGUGAAUGGACCCUCGAGGCUGGAGCCAUGGUGCUGGCCGACAAGGGAGUCUGUCUUAUCGACGAGUUCGACAAGAUGUCCGACCAAGAUCGUACUUCCAUCCACGAGGCGAUGGAACAGCAGUCGAUCUCCAUUUCGAAGGCCGGAAUCGUCACUUCUCUCCAUGCUCGCUGCACAGUCAUUGCCGCUUCCAAUCCAAUCGGAGGACGGUACAAUCCGACGAGAACUUUCGUCGAGAAUGUUGAUCUCACUGAACCAAUUCUCUCCCGUUUCGACGUUCUCUGUGUCAUUCGUGAUUCUGUCGAUUCUGUUGAGGAUGAGAGGUCUGUCGUCAACGUCGUCAGUUGCUUUUACAACCUCACCUUUACAGACUUGCUAAGUUCGUCGUUGGAAGCCAUCGUCAGCAUCAUCCGGAUGCUCAGCGGUCCAAGGAAGACGAAACCACUGCUCACGAGGACGAAGACCGUUUGGACGAACGAACGGGCGUGCAUCUCAUUCCACAGGAUCUUCUCCGCAAGUACAUCAUCUACGCCCGUGAGAUGUGCCAUCCGACCCUGCCGGCUCAGCAUUCGGAGAAGUUCUCCAACAUUUUCGCGAUGAUGAGAAAGGAGAGCAUGGCGACCGGAUCUGUGGCGAUCACUGUCCGUCACGUCGAAUCAAUGAUCCGUCUGUCUGAGGCUCAUGCCAAACUCCAUCUGAGAUCGUAAGUGAUCUUUUGCUUGCACUGUUUUCCAACUUCACCUUUUCAGGUUUGUCAACGACGACGACUGCGCUGCAGCCACUCGCAUCAUUCUCGAAUCGUUCGUGAACACACAGAAAGCGUCGAUUAUGCGACAGAUGAAGAAGACGUUCUCGCGCUACCUCACCGAGAACCGUUCGGCGAAUGAGCUUCUGCUAUUCGUGCUCAAGCAGCUCAUUCGUCAGCAGAUGCACUACGCCUCGGCACGUGGCGGUGGAGACUCGAUCAUCCAGAACGUGACCGUUUCGGAGGCCGAGUUCAUCGAGAAGGCCCAUCAAUUGCGCAUCGAGAACGUAAAGCCGUUCUAUACUUCCGAUAUUUUCACUUCUAACAACUUCACGUAUGACCCGUCGAGAAAGACAAUUGUUCAGGAGAUCUUGUAUGUAUAUGUAUAUUCGUUUUAUUGA